UUCCAGGUUCUGCGAGUACUUCCGGGUCGUUGGCCGAGUUCUGUGGUUUCUGCGGCUGCCGGCGAGGUGGUGGGGGAAGUAGGCACCUCCUGCUGGGCUCCUCGCCGUGCUGCUUCUGUCUACUCCAUUGCGGGAAGCGCCUUCCCCACAGGGCAUCAAUGCAAGACUGAAUAAGAAAAACAGCUUCUUCCUCUAAGCCAUGGCAUAUCAGUUAUACAGAAACACCACUUUGGGAAACAGUCUUCAGGAAAGCCUCGAUGAGCUCAUACAGUCUCAACAGAUCACCCCCCAACUUGCCCUUCAAGUUCUUCUUCAGUUUGAUAAGGCCAUAAAUUCAGCAUUGGCUCAGAGGGUCAGAAACAGAGUCAAUUUCAGGGGCUCUCUAAAUACAUACAGAUUCUGCGAUAACGUGUGGACUUUUGUAUUGAAUGAUGUUGAAUUCAGAGAGGUGACAGAACUUAUUAAAGUGGAUAAAGUGAAAAUUGUAGCCUGUGAUGGUAAAAAUACUGGCUCCAAUACUACAGAAUGAAUAGCACAAUGGCUUUUUGUAUGUCAUCUUCUGUUACUGUUCAUCACUUUUUAAAGAGAAGCCUAGAAGAGACUUUUUAUUUAUUCUAGCAUUACAGAAAUGACUACACUGUGCUGUACUAUCAGAGAAUCCAGUAGAAAGAAGCUUAUAACUCUGUAGCCUCUUACAUCACCUUGAUUAUACAACAUGAAGAAACAGAACUUUUUUUUAAUGACAAAUCAAACAUCGUUGCCUUCCAAAUAGCAUUCUUUAAUAAAUUCAUUUUAAAACUCAA
This is a messenger RNA of Phyllostomus discolor (pale spear-nosed bat), 803 nucleotides long. It is a transcript of the gene GTF2A2, whose product is annotated as general transcription factor IIA subunit 2. Gene Ontology annotation, cellular component: transcription factor TFIIA complex. The record is from RefSeq and is a predicted model, not a curated record. The transcript has 5 exons. Gene Ontology annotation, molecular function: TBP-class protein binding; RNA polymerase II general transcription initiation factor activity. Gene Ontology annotation, biological process: RNA polymerase II preinitiation complex assembly; transcription initiation at RNA polymerase II promoter. The coding region runs from base 200 to 529 and encodes 109 amino acids. NCBI's taxonomy places the organism in Eukaryota, Metazoa, Chordata, Mammalia, Chiroptera, Phyllostomidae.